AUGAAUGGCACAUUGAUUUUGAUUAAGGAUGAAGUAGAACAGCGCAGGAUUGUGAUCCGCAACAAGAUCUUGGCCAUUGGCAAGAUUUCAAGAGUCUAUUCUGUGUUACGCGAGAACUCUGAGCGCAUUACUGAACUGAAAUCACUCUCACCCAGCGGGAAAUUGCCUCUAGGCACAUUGGCAUUAGGUGCAGAGGGAAUCAAAUCAGCUAUUACGUCAUUUGAGGAAGCCAAGCGAGCCGAUCUCGAGAAUGAAAGAUUGCCUCCUUCUGGAGAAGAGGUGGAUCAGCUAUAUCAAAAGGAAACCAACGAGAAAAUACGCCAUGCUGUUGAGGAAGAAGACGGUCAGUUGAACCAUAUAGCAAAUGUCAUUGUCAGCGAUAUUUAA
Mucor velutinosus is the source of this 387-nucleotide messenger RNA. RefSeq names its product Mitochondrial distribution and morphology protein 31, mitochondrial precursor. Gene Ontology annotation, cellular component: calcineurin complex; cytoplasm. The coding region runs from base 1 to 387 and encodes 128 amino acids. Gene Ontology annotation, molecular function: calmodulin binding; calmodulin-dependent protein phosphatase activity. Gene Ontology annotation, biological process: calcineurin-mediated signaling; fungal-type cell wall organization. The transcript is spliced from 3 exons. NCBI's taxonomy places the organism in Eukaryota, Fungi, Mucoromycota, Mucoromycetes, Mucorales, Mucoraceae. The record is from RefSeq and is a predicted model, not a curated record.